AUGGUAUGCACUAAUGCACUCUUUUCUAUUAGCCUAAGCAUCUUUGCUAACUCGCUCGCCUACUAUGAAACUACAGCAGAUGGAAAUGGAUCCUGCCUCACUGAAUCCAUAUGUCUGAAUGGGAUAGGACUAGCCAUAGUUACCCCAGCUAUUCUGUCCCUUGUUGCUGAUUCUACUGAUGACAGCAAUCGAGGACUAGCCAUAGUUACCCCAGCUAUUCUGUCCCUUGUUGCUGAUUCUACUGAUGACAGCAAUCGAGUGGCAAUUUCAAGAUGUCUGAAUGGGAUAGGACUAGCCAUAGUUACCCCAGCUAUUCUGUCCCUUGUUGCUGAUUCUACUGAUGACAGCAAUCGAGGACUAGCCAUAGUUACCCCAGCUAUUCUGUCCCUUGUUGCUGAUUCUACUGAUGACAGCAAUCGAGGUAUGGCUUUUGGAUGGCUACAGUUAACAGCAAAAUUUUUGCUCGUGGCAAUUUCAAGAGGUCUGAAUGGGAUAGGACUUGCCAUAGUUACACCAGCUAUUCUGUCCCUUGUUGCUGAUUCUACUGAUGACAGCAAUCGAGGUAUGGCUUUUGGAUGGCUACAGUUAACAGCAAACUUUGGCUCAAUCAUUGGUGGGCUUUGUUCUGUGCUGAUUGCCUCAACAUCAUUCAUGGGCAUCCCUGGUUGGAGGAUUGCCUUCCAUCUGGUUGGACUGAUAAGUGUUAUCGUUGGAAUUUUGGUCCGCCUAUUUGCCAAUGAUCCCUGCUUUUCUGAUUCUGAUAAUAAAACUAAAGCUCAUAUUCCACCAAAACCCCUUGCCUCAGAAGUAAAGGACCUGAUUAAAGAAGCAAAGGCAGUAGUGAAAAUUCCAUCAUUCCAAAUAAUUGUUGCUCAAGGUGUAUCUGGUUCAUUUCCUUGGUCAUCAUUAUCAUUUGCCCCAAUGUGGUUAGAGCUCAUUGGGUUCUCCCACAAAGAAACGGCAUUUCUCUGGACUGUUUUUGUCAUUGCCACUUCACUUGGGGCUCUGUUCGGGGGAAGGAUGGGGGAUAUCCUCUCAAAACGGUUGCCAAAUUCCGGGAGAAUAAUUCUCUCACAGAUAAGCUCUGGUUCAGCCAUUCCUUUAGCAGCAAUACUGCUGCUUGUAUUGCCUGAUGAUCCUUCAACUGUGUUUAUCCAUGGCUUGGUUUUAUUCGUCAUGGGAUUAAUCAUAUCCUGGAAUGCUGCAGCUACGAACAAUCCAAUAUUUGCAGAGAUAGUUCCAGAGAGAUCUCGAACGAGCAUCUACGCUUUGGAUCGAUCCUUUGAAUCCAUAUUAGCAUCAUUUGCUCCUCCUAUAGUUGGAAUUUUGUCUCAGCAUGUAUACGGUUACAAACCUGUUACAAAAGGAGCAACAGAUUCUCAAGAGAUUGAAACAGAUAGAGAAAAUGCUGCAGCACUUGCCAAGGCACUCUACACAGCAAUUGGCAUUCCAAUGGCUAUCUGUUGCCUCAUCUACUCCUUCUUAUACUCUACUUAUCCAAGAGAUAGGGAACGGGCAAGAAUGGAUUCCUUAAUAGAAUCAGAAAUGCAAGAGAUGGAGAUGGACAAUCCUUCAGGACAAGUAUACUCCCAAACUCGUAUUUCAGGAUCAGAUGAGCUACAUGGAAAAGAGAGGAGUGUGAUUGAAAUCAGUUACGAACAAGAGGAAAGCCUUGAUUUUGAUGAAAAUGAUGAGAAGAGACUCCUUUCCCAUCAGCUCACAUUUUCAGAUCUUGGGAAAUAUGACUCUGGGAAUGCAACAAGCUGAGACUAUUACUCCUUACAACUCAGAUUAUGAAUAGGCUUCACUUAACACGAAUUUUCCAGUUUGGUAUGUGCUUUUCAGGGCCCCUUUCAGUUUUACAACCAACAUUUAGUGUGUCAUUACCUAACCUAUUCUUGGUCUAUCUUAUUCAGAGAAAAAUACGAUGUUAAGACACUUUUUUUUAAAUUUUUUGAGACUAAACUUGAGAAUUUAAAUAUAAAAUGUUUUGCACCAUGGUAAGUUUGUAAAAAAAAAAAAAAGAUUAUGUUUUGAUAGAACACCUUGUAACAGAUUUUUCAGAUUAUCGUGAAACUCAAACCUUCUGUUUGAUAUACAUAGAACCAAAAGUAUCAUUAUUCCUCUUAUAAAAAAAGGGUAUCCUUAUUCCAAAUUUAUAGAAAUAUUACUGGCAAGGAGAGCACGUAUGGAAUCUGUACAGUAUGUAGCCAUUAUGCUUCCAUGGUUUUGAUGGACGUUGAUCUGUUAAAAGAUCCAUAUACGAACAUUGUGACAUCUAUGGAUAUUGGGGUAAGUUUAUUCUGUUGUAAUUCCUUUGGGAAUUAGUUUAUAUGGUUUCGUGUAAUGUUGAGCUUAGUUUAUGUAUUGCAUACGUAAAUGUGUGGAUUGUAAAACUUACAAAAAUGGUUUGUGUC
This is a messenger RNA of Ilex paraguariensis (yerba mate), 2417 nucleotides long. NCBI's taxonomy places the organism in Eukaryota, Viridiplantae, Streptophyta, Magnoliopsida, Aquifoliales, Aquifoliaceae. The record is from the annotation of a GenBank genome assembly.